GCGGGGCCUCGCGCAGCGGUGUGGCGGCGAGGCCCACUUGGCUUCUUUCGGCGUUGGCCUGGGUGCUCGGCGAGGGCGCGCGGACCCCGCACCGGCGGCGGAGCCGGUAUGGGCCCGCCCGGCCCUGGGCUCCGAGCCGCACGAGCACCAGCCUAGAGCCAGGACCGAAGCUUCAAGAUGGCUGACCAAGACCUUGCGGGUAUCAGCCCCCUCCAGCAAAUGGUGGCCUCAGGCGCUGGGGCUGUGGUCACCUCCCUCUUCAUGACACCCCUGGACGUAGUGAAGGUUCGCCUGCAGUCUCAGCGGCCCUCCAUGGCCAGCGAGCUGACGCCUUCCUCCAGACUGUGGAGCCUCUCCUAUACCAAAUUGCCCUCCUCUCUCCAAUCCACAGGGAAGUGCCUCCUGUACUGCAAUGGUGUCCUGGAGCCCCUGUACCUGUGCCCAAAUGGUGCCCGCUGUGCCACCUGGUUUCAAGACCCUACCCGUUUCACUGGCACCAUGGACGCCUUCGUGAAGAUCGUGAGGCAUGAGGGCACCAGGACCCUCUGGAGCGGCCUCCCUGCCACCCUCGUGAUGACUGUGCCAGCUACUGCCAUCUACUUCACUGCCUACGACCAACUCAAGGCCUUCCUAUGUGGUGGAGCCCUGACCUCUGACCUCUACGCACCCAUGGUGGCUGGCGCUCUGGCCCGCUUGGGCACCGUGACUGUGGUCAGCCCCCUGGAGCUUAUGCGGACAAAGCUGCAGGCUCGGCAUGUGUCGUACCGGGAGCUGGGUGCCUGUGUUCGAGCUGCGGUGGCUCAGGGUGGCUGGCGCUCACUGUGGCUGGGCUGGGGCCCCACUGCCCUUCGAGAUGUGCCCUUCUCAGCCCUGUACUGGUUCAACUAUGAGCUGGUGAAGAGCUGGCUGAAUGGACUCAGGCCGAAGGACCAGACUUCUGUGGGCAUGAGCUUUGUGGCUGGUGGCAUCUCAGGGACGGUGGCUGCAGUGCUGACUCUACCCUUUGAUGUGGUGAAGACCCAACGCCAGGUCGCGCUGGGAGCGAUGGAGGCUGUGAGAGUGAACCCCCUGCAUGUGGGCUCCACCUGGCUGCUGCUGCGGAGGAUCCGCGCUGAGUCUGGCACCAAGGGACUCUUUGCAGGCUUCCUUCCUCGGAUCAUCAAGGCUGCCCCCUCCUGCGCCAUCAUGAUCAGCACCUACGAGUUCGGCAAAAGCUUCUUCCAGAGGCUGAACCAGGACCGGCUUCUGGGCAGCUGAAAGGGGCAUGGAGGCAAGGACCCCGUCUCUCCCAUGGAUGAGGAGAGGGCAGGAGGAUACCCAGCCAAGUGCCUUUUUCUCAGCACUGAGGGAGGGGGCUUGUUUCCCUUCCCUGCUGGCGACAAGCUCCAGGGCAGGGCUGUCCCUCUGGGCGGCCCAGCCCUUCCUCCGACACAACUUCUUCCUGCUGCUCCAAUCGGGAUCAUCACUUUCCCACCCACCAAGUGCAAGACCAAAUCUUCCAGCUGCCCCCUUUGUGUUUCCCUGUGUUUGCUGUAGCUGGGCCUGUCUCCGGAAACCGAGAAACCCUCAGCCUGGCAGAGUCUCCCUGACCCCUGUUAAUUCCUUGAGUGUAAAGAUGAUGAACUUCUG
Chlorocebus sabaeus (green monkey) is the source of this 1629-nucleotide messenger RNA. RefSeq names its product solute carrier family 25 member 39 (gene SLC25A39). Lineage: Eukaryota; Metazoa; Chordata; Mammalia; Primates; Cercopithecidae. The record is from RefSeq and is a predicted model, not a curated record. Gene Ontology annotation, cellular component: mitochondrion. Gene Ontology annotation, biological process: mitochondrial transmembrane transport.